Messenger RNA from Ipomoea nil (Japanese morning glory), 558 nucleotides. RefSeq lists its product as uncharacterized. Bases 1 to 558 code for a protein of 185 amino acids. The record is from RefSeq and is a predicted model, not a curated record. NCBI's taxonomy places the organism in Eukaryota, Viridiplantae, Streptophyta, Magnoliopsida, Solanales, Convolvulaceae. The transcript has 2 exons.
AUGGGAGUCAUAACAGCAGCUCCUACUGCUCAACCAGAAAGGAAGUCAAAAAGAAAGAAGGGUCCUGACACUGAACCAAAAACGAAGCCAAAACAAAAGAAAAGCAAACUGACGAAGAAAUCUUCUGAGGUCGAAACAGCUUCUGACUCGGCACCGAAACCUCUCCCAGUUGCACCAUCAACCACAGACACGAAAGAAGCUAUGAAGAAAGGAACAUUCGACAAAAAGAAGGUUGCAAUAAAGCCUUCCUCAAAAGUACAAAAGAAAAUCAGUUCUUCAUCCGAAUCAGCUCACCGUGAACGUUCAUCAAAGGAAGAUAGUUCGGAAGAAGACAGCUCUGAAGUCAGUCGAGCAAAACAAGCAGAAGAAAGAUUCAGGAUCGUUCAGAAGGAAGUGACAGUUGAACAACAAAAAAUUGUUCCAAGUCCUGCUACACUUGAAGAGUCCAGUUCAGGAACAUGGACGAACUCUCUCGAGCAUGCUGCUCUGAGGAAGAAAACACAAGUUGCUCACCAGAAGUCAAGCAACCUUCGGUUCUUAAACAAGCACUUGUCUUAG